Messenger RNA from Lodderomyces theae, 1059 nucleotides. RefSeq names its product RNA polymerase specificity factor. Gene Ontology annotation, biological process: transcription initiation at mitochondrial promoter. The record is from RefSeq and is a predicted model, not a curated record. Gene Ontology annotation, cellular component: mitochondrial matrix; mitochondrial DNA-directed RNA polymerase complex. Bases 1 to 1059 code for a protein of 352 amino acids. Lineage: Eukaryota; Fungi; Ascomycota; Pichiomycetes; Serinales; Debaryomycetaceae. Gene Ontology annotation, molecular function: mitochondrial transcription factor activity. The transcript has a single exon.
AUGAGCCAAGUAGCGAACUUAAGGUCAUAUAACCCUGCAUUGAAGAAGUUUUUUGACAAGCUCCCCCGAUUCAACUAUGGGAAAUCUCAAUUAAAAAACCCCGAGGCAUGUCAACUUUUGCUAGACAAGUUGAAUCUCAAACCUCAAUACAAUAGUGCAAACUUAGAUAUUAUUGACGCUACUCCUGGAUUCGGCCUCUUCUCAUCCAUGCUCAACCAUGAGCUUAGGCCGAGGAACCACAUUUUGAUAGACUGCCAUGAUGAGACCAUCAAAAGAUGGAAUACCCAGAUAAAAACGCUUCACAGUACGACAGGUAACAAGGAAAACUUCAAAUUCGUUGAUCGCGACCCAUUCUCAUGGGCAACGUAUCUGAAUUUAUACAAGCAUGAACUUUUACCACCAACAAAACAGCAACUGUAUGACAAAAUGCAUGAUGAAUUGUUAGUCGUGGCGAAUUGGACGGGGACCAAGGAUGAGGCAAUAAUCGCGCAAUGGAUCAAAUGCUGCAGCCAUCGCAAUUGGCUCAUGAAAUUUGGAAAAGUCAGAAUGAUUUUAUUUAUGCCAUCUCUGACCGCUAUGAAAUUUUUGAGCGAGCCUGGCUUCAGAAAGAGAAACAGGACCGCGUUGAGGAGAGAUUUGUACACCGAUUCAAAACUAAUAGCUAUUGGAGAAGAGCUGGAUGUGCUUGGGGAGGGCUACGAUCCGCGUGUAUUGGUUCGCGAUCAGCCGAUGGUGAUUGACAAGGCAGCGUUCAUUCGGAAUGCCGCGGUGGCAAUUGUGGAGCUUCUGCCAGGCAAGCACACAAGUGACGCAAUAGCUAACAUUGACCAUCUUUUGCUGACAUUCUUUGUCACUGGUGCCACCUUGAGAGAACAGUUGCCCAAAAUUGCAGCGGGUGCUGAAUACUUGGUGAAGCUUCUUCCUGAUGAGAUCUUGGACAAGAAAGCUGGAGAAUUCACUACGGAUGAUAUCUUGAAGAUUUCGCACGCUUAUGAACAAUGGCCCUUCAAACCAAGUGUAGAGGAGACAUUUGAUAUUGGUGAAGAGGCUAUCAGGUAG